Messenger RNA from Menidia menidia (Atlantic silverside), 636 nucleotides. The record is from the annotation of a GenBank genome assembly. Lineage: Eukaryota; Metazoa; Chordata; Actinopteri; Atheriniformes; Atherinopsidae.
AUGGCCACAAUCUCCUCCUUGAAUCUGGCCAGCCUCCGGGGCAGCCUGAUGGUGUCCAUGAGCUGGGCCCUCACCUCACAUUUGCUGACGACGCGGCUCUCGGAGAUGCUGGGGACCACGACGGCCACGGCCAGCACGAGCAACAACCCCAGCUUCAUGCCAACACGUUCUGAGGGGAGAGCGGGUCAAAGAGGGCGGUCCUCCAUACACAGAAUCAUGAAGAGAGACAUGUUGAGAAAGAAACUAAAAGAGGACUUGUGCCGCUACGUUUCUUACACCACAAUGUACAUCGACAUGACAGAGCUGGAGGGAGAACUGGCCGCUGUGUUGAGGGACACUCCGGCUGGUCUGGAGCAGCUGGACGGCUUCCUGGAUGCAGUGGAGAAGCUGGCUGUGACCUCAAAGCACGUGUUCACCAGGAACCAGAUACUAGACCUGUCCAAUGACACCCACCUGGACACUAUCCAGGCUAUCAUCACUGCUGCACGGCACGCCAGCCCUCUUCUUCUGGAGUUUAAAAGAGACGCAAAAGCCUUUUUCCAGCCCAAACUUCCGAAUUUGGAGGUGCUGUCUUAUCAGCUGGAUAGAUAUGUAAAGACCACCAAUAUGAUAUGUGAGAAGCUGCCACGAAGAUGA